AUGUCCCCGGGCGGCGGGGUGAAAAGCGAGUACAUGAAGCGCUACCGGGAGCCGCGUUGGGACGAGUACGCGCCGUGCUACCGCGAGCUGCUGCGUUACCGCCAGGGCCGCCGACUGUUGGAGCAGGCGCACGCGCCCUGGCUCUGGGACGCCUGGGGCCCGGAAGGCCUCGACAGCUCGGUCUUGUCCAGCUCGGUCUCGUAGGCCGCACCCCGGUGCGCGCCCGCCAAGCCCGCGGAGCCCUCGGAGCGGGAGGAACCGGAGCAGCUGGCCGGGGAGCCGAGCGCAGAGCAGCGGGGCUCGGAGGCCAGGGAUGCGGAGGCUGGGGACGUGGAGGCCGCGGAGGAGCACGACGCGGCGCUGUCAGCACUGCCAGUGAAAGAAGUAGAAGAAAAACCCGAACAAGAAACCAGAACAAAAGAGACCUCUGACAAGUUACCCGUCAGCGUCAAGCCUCGACAGCACCCAAGUGCCUUAUUUGCUAGAGAGAGUAAGAAAGCAGUCAGAAGUCCCCAAAGAUCAGCAAGUCAGAUAAAAGAAAACAAGCAUCCAUUUGCUCUUUAUGGCUGGGGAGAGAAACAGAUGGAUACAGGAAGCCAGAAGACCCACAACGUCUGUGCGGCUGCCUCUGUGCAUGAGAUUCAUGAAUCAGCAUUACCAGCCAAGAACAGAAGACAGGUGGAAAAAAGGAAAUUGGCUGCCCAGCGGCAGCGAGCUCACUCUGUGGACGUGGAGAAGAACAGGGAGGUGAAGGUCUCUGCAGAGAACCCGUGGGUGACAGAGUACAUGCAGUGCUAUUCAGCAAGAGCUUAGAGUCAGCUGCUGGAGCCUGACACAGGUUGAAGAAACCACCUGUUUGUGCAAGGCUUUUCUUAGGGAGUUUUCAGAAGAUUGUUUUAUUUUGGUUACUAUUGGUCACCUAGCUCAGCAGCAGAGCAGACAGUCGAAGAUAUAGACAUUUGGUUAUUUAUGAAGACAAGUCCUAAAUCUCUGAUAUUCUUGAAAGAGUUUUGUUAAAGCAUCUUAAUCUUUUAAAAUACUGACACCAAAUGCCUUUAAAGGGCUUCAGACACUUCCCAUUGACAUCCUCCUGUAGUGAACGCAGAGCCGGUUGUUUUCAUCCAGUUCUGAGCAAGCUGCAUUCCACAGCUCAUGGGAGUAUUCCAU
Castor canadensis (American beaver) is the source of this 1167-nucleotide messenger RNA. Lineage: Eukaryota; Metazoa; Chordata; Mammalia; Rodentia; Castoridae. The record is from RefSeq and is a predicted model, not a curated record.